GUCACUUUGACGUAAACAUUUUUCUUCAUCUUUUAAAUCAGUUUUUAUUUAAACAAUUUAUCUUAUUACUCUAAAAUAAUAACAAUACCAAGCUGUCAACGCAAUAAAAUCAAUAAAACAUAAAACGGGAUUGGACGAAAGAUACCGUAGAAGUAAUAAAAUUCAAUUAAAAAUACUCCGAGUUCACCAUGUCUGAGAUCGAGGAAAAUAUCUUUUUAUUUUACCCCAACAUCAUAGGAUUUUUAAGAGUAAUCCUAGCGAUUAUCUCAUUUUAUUUCAUGCCUACUAAUUACAUCAUAGCCACGACUUGUUAUGUUACAUCUGCGUUAUUAGAUGCAGUUGAUGGUCAUGCUGCAAGACAUUUCAAUCAAUCGACCAAAUUCGGCGCUAUUUUGGACCAAUUAACCGAUCGAUGUGGUACGAUGUGUCUUUGUGCUGUUUUGGCUCAUUUCUACCCACGAUUUAUGUUUUGGUUCUUAAUUUCAAUGAGUGUUGAUAUCGCUUGUCAUUGGAUUUACCUCCACACGUCGUUAUUGCAAGGAAAAACCAGCCAUAAAUUCGUCGAUAUGUCCUCGCACCCAAUUAUGAGGCUUUAUUACACCGAUAGAAAAGUUUUGUUCUUUAUGUGUGCUGGAAAUGAGUUAUUUUAUGCUUUGUUGUAUUUGUUGUAUUUCACAGAGGGGCCACUUGUGAUGGACACCUCUUUGAUUCGAAUUGGAAUAUUUUUGUCGGCCCCCGUAGCGAUUGCGAAGGCUUUAAUCUCGAUUUUGCAUUGCAUCGUGGCUGCUAAAAAUUUAUCGAUUAUCGAUAUAAACGAGCGAAAAGCUCUGCGAGAGAAAACUAAUUAAAAAAAAAAUAACUUCCUAUUACCAAAAAUAUAUUUCUCCAAAUUAAUGUUGUUGUUAAGAUACUAAGCAUUUAUUAAGUUAGGGAAAAGUGAGGUUAACUGAUAAAAUAUGUAUUUAUUAAUCUUAUUAAUUACUACUAUAUUGUAUUAUGUAAUUGAAUGUGACCAAAACGCAUUUUAUGGUGUAUUUUAUUGUUAAAUGUAAGAAAUAAAUUAGUUUUAUUCAAAAUAAA
This is a messenger RNA of Onthophagus taurus, 1080 nucleotides long. It is a transcript of the gene Pis, whose product is annotated as Phosphatidylinositol synthase. Gene Ontology annotation, cellular component: Golgi apparatus; membrane. The record is from RefSeq and is a predicted model, not a curated record. Lineage: Eukaryota; Metazoa; Arthropoda; Insecta; Coleoptera; Scarabaeidae. Gene Ontology annotation, molecular function: CDP-diacylglycerol-inositol 3-phosphatidyltransferase activity. Gene Ontology annotation, biological process: phosphatidylinositol biosynthetic process.